Messenger RNA from Rangifer tarandus platyrhynchus (Svalbard reindeer), 603 nucleotides. The record is from the annotation of a GenBank genome assembly. Lineage: Eukaryota; Metazoa; Chordata; Mammalia; Artiodactyla; Cervidae.
AUGGCGACAUCAAAGAGCAACGCGUCAGCGCUGCUGCAGCAGCAAAAACGGAGAACAGUUUCCUCGUGCGCAAGAAGCAGCGGAGGAGAAGUGCAGCGGGAGACGUAUCCUCUCAUCAUCGUUACCUUCAUCGUCACCAUCAUCAUCAUCAUCUUCAUCUUCGUCAUCUUCAUCGUUUUCAUCUCCUUUGUUAUGGUCAUCUUGAUUACCUUCGUCUUCACCAUCUUUACAAUCAUCAUCGUCAUCAUCGCCAUAUCUUUUUUUUGCUCCUCCCACAACGGCAACAGCAACGCCAUCAUCAUCGUCAUCUUCCGCACCAUCAUCGCGAUCGCAGUACCGCGAAGCAGAAAACAAAGCAGCAACCGGAAUCGCCGCCGUCAUCAUCGCAGUAAGGCGACAAAAACAACAACAACAGCAGCAGCAGCCCUCACCGUCAUCCUCGUCACUAUGGCGAUAAGACAAGUACACACGGAAGAGCUGGUGGCGAUCCUCUUCUUUCAGCUGUGGGCGGCCCUCCUCUUCCGCCUCCUGCACCUCCUCGUUGCCCUCCGCUUCCCUCUUGGCUCGCUCCAUCUUCCUCUUUGCAGCUCCAAAAAAAACUAA